CCCAUACAAUAAUUUCUCCAUGUAAAGACCCCCUCCUUCUGUACUCUCUCACAGCAGAGAAAAGCUUGCGGGUGUUCAACAAUGCCAAUGGCGUUCAAAACGAUGCUCGCUACCCGCUUCAUAAAACCCUACCCCUCAAGCCGCUCCUCCACAACUCUGUUUGCUCGAUUCGCCUCUUAUCGUCAUCCACCAUCUCUCAUCGUUGCUCGGUCGAUUACAUCUUCAGAUUCCGAUUCCGAUUCCGACGAUUCUGAAACCCCAAUCCCCAAAGGUUGUCCAUUGAUGAACCCAUUUCUUGCAAGAGGAAGGGUAUUCCCUUAUGUGAUGAAAGACACAGAGCACUCGUUUGUGGCGAAGGUGGAUUUGCCUGGUGUUUCCAAAGAAGAUUUGAGGGUUUGGGUUGAAAACCACCAUCUCCACAUUAAAGCAGAGGAAGAGGAAGAUGGUGAUAACGAAGAAGCUGUUUCUGAUGAAGACAUCGACGAUGAAGACGACGGUCAGAGGAAGUACAUUGGGUCCAUUCCAAUCCCCAAAGGCGGCUAUAAGAUGGACCGACUCAAGGCUCAGAUGAGGAACGGUGUUCUCAAGCUCGUCAUUCCCAAGCUCAAGCUCGAGGAAAGGAAAGACAUCACCAUCGUCCCAGUCAACAACUGAGAGCUUCAAUUGGCUUUCAAGUUAGCUCGAUCAUCAACAUCAAUGGUGAUACUAGUAUAUUAGUAGUUUCUCUGUUGUGUUAAUGUCUUGUGUUCUGUUUUUAUUUUUUAUUUUUAUUUUUUUGAACUUUUGUAAAUUGUGGAUGGUCUGAGUAAAUUGAUGGGGCUUGACUUG
Molecule: messenger RNA, 828 nt
Organism: Cornus florida
Lineage: Eukaryota; Viridiplantae; Streptophyta; Magnoliopsida; Cornales; Cornaceae
Product: 26.2 kDa heat shock protein, mitochondrial-like
Exons: 2
Coding region: 82-654 (190 amino acids)
Source: RefSeq, a predicted model, not a curated record